Pipistrellus kuhlii (Kuhl's pipistrelle) is the source of this 3320-nucleotide messenger RNA. RefSeq names its product pleckstrin homology domain containing A1 (gene PLEKHA1). The record is from RefSeq and is a predicted model, not a curated record. Gene Ontology annotation, molecular function: PDZ domain binding. Bases 230 to 1363 code for a protein of 377 amino acids. NCBI's taxonomy places the organism in Eukaryota, Metazoa, Chordata, Mammalia, Chiroptera, Vespertilionidae. Gene Ontology annotation, cellular component: membrane; cytoplasm. The transcript is spliced from 13 exons.
GGGAAUCUCGGCCGCCGUCUGGGGCCGCGGCGCGCGUGCGCAGUGCGCAGGGCCGUGGGCUCCGCUCGGGCUGGGCGCCGGCGGGAGCGCGGCCGGGCGCCGAGGGGACCGGCGGAGGCCGCGGAGCCGGCGGGCGAGGCGGGCCCGGAGCGCCGCGCCGGCGGAGCGAGCAGGAGGCGGCGGCGGUGCGCGGAGGGGCGGCGGCGCUGUGUGAUGUGCAAGCUCAGAAAUGCCUUAUGUGGAUCGUCAGAACCGCAUCUGUGGUUUUCUAGACAUCGAAGAAAAUGAGAACAGUGGUAAAUUUCUUCGAAGGUACUUCAUACUGGAUACCAGAGAAGACAGUUUUGUAUGGUACAUGGACAAUCCACAGAACCUCCCUUCAGGGUCGUCCCGGGUCGGAGCCAUCAAACUCACCUACAUUUCAAAGGUGAGCGAUGCCACUAAGCUGAGGCCAAAGGCGGAGUUCUGUUUUGUGAUGAACGCAGGGAUGAGGAAAUAUUUCCUACAAGCCAAUGACCAGCAGGACCUAGUAGAAUGGGUCAAUGUGUUGAACAAAGCUAUAAAAAUUACAGUACCAAAGCAGUCAGACGCACAGCCUCAUUCUGAAAACCCGAGCCGCCCGGGGGACUGUGGGAAGAAGCAGGUGUCCUACCGGACGGACAUUGUGGGCGGGGUGCCCAUCAUCACGCCGACGCAGAAGGAAGAAGCCAGUGACUGUGGGGAGAGCGCUGACAGAAACCACCUGAAAAGGUCACCAAGCCAUGUCCCCUACUUCCCCCCGAAACCGCCCUCCGACAGCGCCGUCAUCAAAGCCGGCUACUGUGUCAAGCAGGGAGCCGUGAUGAAGAACUGGAAGAGGAGGUACUUCCAAUUGGAUGAGAACACGAUAGGCUACUUCAAGUCCGAGCUGGAGAAGGAGCCUCUCCGUGUGAUCCCCCUGAAGGAGGUGCACAAGGUCCAGGAGUGCAAGCAGAGUGACAUAAUGAUGAGGGACAACCUCUUUGAAAUUGUAACAUCAUCUCGAACUUUCUAUGUGCAGGCUGACAGCCCCGAGGAGAUGCACAGCUGGAUCAAAGCCGUGUCCGGGGCCAUCGUGGCGCAGCGCGGGCCCGGCCGGUCGGCGACUUCUAUGCGGCAGGCCAGGCGGCUGUCGAACCCUUGUGUUCAGAGGAGCAGCCCGGGGGCCCCGAGCCCCGGCCCGCGCCCCGCGCCCCCGCCCCGCAUACCGCCGCAGCUCGCAGCAGCUCUCUGGUCUCAAGCUUUGCCCUGGAGAAGCGAGGAUUUUGCGAGUCUCUUGCCAAGGUCAAGCCAGGGAGCUUCAAGGUCCAGACUGUCCCUGCAAGAGAACCAGCUUCCAAAGUGAGCGGACGCGCCCUGCCCGCCCCGCCCAGCAGGAAUGGCCCUCGGGAGGGCCAGUGCGGCCCUGCGGUCUUGGACUUGGACUUGGACGACGCGAGCCUGCCGGUCAGUGACGUGUGAGCCGGACACUCGGCAGCCGCCGUGCCGGCUCCCCUCUCCUGAGGCUUCAGCCAAAGAUGACGGUCACAGGCCCUCACAGCCUGCCCCUGGCCUCGACGUGCUCCUGAGCCGGUGAACCAGGCCUGGGCGCAGCCAGCGCUCAGCGGCGCCUUUUAGAGGAAAGAAGCGGAGUCUCCUCUCGGCUGUCCCAUGGUCGUGCGGCCUCACUUGGGUGAUGAAAACGUGCGUGUGAUGUUUUUUCUAAUGAAUUUGAUCAUUACAUCUUUAUCCCCUUAAAACAUUAAAAAUGCUUAUCAGUUAUCUCGGUCAUUUAAAAAAUUGCUCCCAUGACUUCCUCUUAGAUGAUCAAUAUUGACACAUUGUUGCUGGUUAAUGUUACUGAAUGAAAAUUGCCAGACCCAGAUACCUAAGCCCCCGAUGUCUGGUGCUGUGAUCCCUCCCAGGGUGCGGGCAGGUCUGACGGGACAGGCUUGGCCCUGGGUCUCCAGGUGUGUGCGUCUCACCCAGAGGCUGUCCUGGUCUGUUGGGAGGGUGUGAGCUGUGCUGGGUGGAGAAAAGGGGAAAGUAGAUUUUUUAAAAACUGAUUAUUGGACGUGUGUUUGAAAAAGGUUAAAUAAGGCUGCAGUAGUCAUUGCUGAAUUCAGCAGAAAUCAUGUGGAGACCUGGUUUUCCUACGCAAGUUUGUACCAUGUUCUUAUUUCUGUGUUGGGUCCGAGGGAGACCCCAGGUUCCUAUGUAAGGCCUCCUCCCUAGUUCUGCGAUUGGCCUCGGCUGUCACCAACAGCCUCUACUGCAGUGCCUGUGGCCACCUCGUCACUGUGCUCAGUCCUGCCUGAUGGGUUUAACCCUGUGCUGAGUACAGCGUCACUUUCCGUUCGGGAGACCAGAUGCUGCUGUGCCUGUGCAGUGUUUGUGUUCCAGAACACAUGCCAGUCCACAGUGUCCGGGGUGAAAACGCAAACAGACGUGAGCGCCUCUGCAGAGCGCUCUGCCCGCCCCAGGCGCUGUGACCCCCUCGGAGCAGGUGCCUGUGGCAGUUCCUCGUAAACAUUUGCUUUCAGGAAAGACUCUUGAGUUCACAUGCUGCUAUUUCUGUGACAUUUUACCAUUUACCAGUCCUGCUUGUUCUGAAUUCAUCCUGUCCCGUGUCGUCCCCUCAUUUUCUGAGAUGAGUUCGUGUCUGAGAAAGCGACUCCUGCGCUGCGGUGCGUGAGGUCACUGUCCAUGACACUAUUUACAGAGCUCACCUCCUCCUGAAGCAUAAGCUGAUGUCGUUCACGUCUGUUUAGUUUCCUUCUCUGCGGCUCCAUCCGAAGUGAUGGAGGGGAAGGUGGUGAGCAGCUCUCACUUUCUAUUCUUUGUGCCGGCGGCUCCGAGGCCCCAGCGCCCUGGAGCCGGCGUGGACGGCGGGGCUGCGGCAGGUCUCGGUACCACUUCCGCGUCGCAUGUUUAUUUCUCAUAUUUUGAUAAUCUGAUGUUUUUCAUAGUGACAAAAUACUAUCUAUUUUGGGUCUUUUUAUGGAACUACCCUUGUACUCAAUAGCAUAGGAAAACAUUCUUGUGAUUUUGGGGUCUUCUGAUAUUUAUCUCAAUACUUUUAUAAUAAUAUGAAAAUUAUUUAAUUAUUUUAAAGCAUAUGCUUUCUUUGUAAACAUGUCACAUCUGAAUUGUCAGAAAUUCCUUUGAACACCUUACUGUUGGCUGCAUUUUUCUGUACAUGUAACAUGCCUUCUUUCAGAAUGGGGACACGCGUGUGCCUCCCAGCAUUUACCUGUACACGCGUCUGUACAAUCCCGAGUGGGACACUGUAACAAGGAGAAUAAACCGCUCAGAACUAAUCC